CUUGACCCGCCAGAGGCGUUUCAAGUCUAUUCCCUUGCUCCUCUCUGAAGUGGAGGAGAAUGGUCUGAAGCCCGACUCAAUACUUUUUAAUGCAAUGAUUAAUGCUUCCUCUGAAUCUGGAAAUAUAGACGAUGCCAUGAAAAUCUUUCAGAAAAUGGAGGAGAGUGGAUGUAAGCCCACAACCAGUACUUUUAACACUCUUAUCAAAGGAUAUGGAAUUGCUGGAAAACCUGAAGAAUCUUUAAAAUUGCUAGAGCUUAUGUUGCAGGAUGAGAAUACGAAACCCAAUGACAGGACAUAUAACAUGAUUGUUAGAGCCUGGUGUAACAAGAAGAAAAUAAAUCAAGCCUGGAAUAUGGUAUAUAAGAUGGUUGCAUCUGGUAUACAACCUGAUGUAGUGACUUACAACACAUUGGCAAGGGCUUAUGCUGAGAAUGGAGAGACAAAUAUCGCUGAAAGGUUGAUGUCGGAGAUGCAGAACAACAAAGUGAACCCCAACGAGCGAACUUGUGGCAUCAUUGUAAAUGGAUAUUGUAAAGAAGGUAGCAUGACAGAUGCCUUGAGGUUUGUAUACAGAAUGAAGGAUCUAGGGGUGCAUCCAAAUCUUGUUAUUAUUAACUCUCUUAUCAAGGGGUUUUUGGACAUUACAGACACUGAUGGAGUUGAUGAGAUACUAACAUUGAUGGAAGAAUUUGGGAUGAAGCCAGAUGUGAUAACAUUUAGCACCAUAAUGGAUGCAUGGAGCUGGGCAGGGCUCAUGGAAAAAUGCCAGGAGGUCUUCAAUGACAUGAUAAAAGCUGACAUAGAACCAGACAUCCAUGCAUUCAGCAUUCUUGCAAAAGGCUAUGUGCGUGCUGGUGAGCCUGGUAAGGCUGAGUCAGUUAUGAUUUCCAUGGGAAAUUAUGGUGUGCAUCCAAAUGUUGUAAUCUUCACAACCAUCAUGAGUGGGUGGUGCACAGCUGGCAAAAUGGAGCAUGCUUGGAGUAUCUAUGAGAAAAUGUGUGAAAUGGGCAUUGCCCCCAAUUUGAAAACUUUUGAGACCCUAAUAUGGGGAUAUGGAGAAGCUAGGCAACCAUGGAAAGCAGAAGAUUUGCUCCAUAUAAUGGAAGAGAAGGGUGUUAUUCCUGAGAAGAGAACUAUCCAGCUUGUCGCCGAAGCUUGGCGUGUGAUAGGUUUAAUGACCGAAGCCAUGAGAGUCUUAAAUGAUUCAGAAGAAGAAAGGGAAGUGGUACAAAAUAAUAGGAGGGACAAGGUACCUGAGCAGAGUUUGGAGAUGAUUAAUAGGAAACAAAACUUAAGUACUUCUCAUCCUAAUGUUUUGCCAAUACCUGGAGUAGUUGUUUCUGAUAACGGCGGAUCUGCUGCCAACAUAAGAGGUCAGAUGAUUUCAAGAGGAUUUCAGUUUUCAUCUGACAGUAUGCAGAAUGCUACUAAAACCAUGUGUCUUGCUCAUACGUCUGCAUUUAGCGUGCAACCAAUGAUCAUAUGUGCAGUUUCAGACUCAAGUUGGGAUGUGCAGGCAGUUUGUAAAUACACGCCCAGUGUUGUAAAUAAAUACAUUGAUGAGGAAACAGAGGCGACUCAGAUGAUGCUAUUUCGACGAGGGACAAAACAUUAUCCUGCUCCAGAACAUUUCCUUGGUUCUUAGAUUCAUGAGUGUUGAUGAUUCUUUGCUAUUCAGAGCUGUUGAUAGUGUUGCAGCAUAUACUUCCAUCUCUAUUGGUGUCCCUUCUGAUUGUGCAAGUCAAAGUGUAGGAAAUUAUGUAAUUUGCUACAUGAAAUGUGUAACAUAUGUUGAUAAUUCAGGGCCAAAGAUAACAAUUUCUUCU
Molecule: messenger RNA, 1829 nt
Organism: Prunus avium (sweet cherry)
Lineage: Eukaryota; Viridiplantae; Streptophyta; Magnoliopsida; Rosales; Rosaceae
Source: RefSeq, a predicted model, not a curated record